Eurytemora carolleeae is the source of this 594-nucleotide messenger RNA. Its product is annotated as galactosylceramide sulfotransferase-like. Gene Ontology annotation, biological process: glycolipid biosynthetic process. Lineage: Eukaryota; Metazoa; Arthropoda; Copepoda; Calanoida; Temoridae. Gene Ontology annotation, molecular function: galactosylceramide sulfotransferase activity. Gene Ontology annotation, cellular component: membrane. Bases 27 to 437 code for a protein of 136 amino acids. The record is from RefSeq and is a predicted model, not a curated record. The transcript has 4 exons.
GAUACUGUUUUCUUGUUUCCAGUGAUAUGCUAAAUAUGAAGCUAAAUGCAAGACAAGAAAAAAAGAAAACAAGCUUGAGUGAACCAGCAAGAAAAGCAUUAGAGAAAUAUUUGAGUUCAGAUUAUCUUGUGUAUAAUCAUUUUAAGAAGAUAUUUGAGAGAAAACUAGAACAGUUUGGAAAACAAAAGAUGGAAAAAGAACUAAAUAUGCUGGAGGAAGAAAAUGCAAAGAUAAGGGAGAUUUGUUCACUGCAAGAAACUGACAAUGAAAAUGUAGUUGGAGAAAACAAACUGUGGGGGCUAGGAGUUGUAGGAUAUAAGGUUGAUGCUAGUAAGAAUCCUGUGUGUCGCUUCAUUGCAAUGUCUGAACUUAAUUUCCUCAAUCUAAUGAGAGAACAGCUUAGAGAAAAAUCCAACAAAUCAAGCAGUAGUGUUUAAUUCAAUCCAAUUCCAGUGUAAUAAACUAUGUAAAUAAUCUUACAGUCCACUUUAUAACACAUGUAAAUCCAUAUAAAUCCAGCAAUUUGACUUGGUAGUAAAAAUCAACUUUUCUUUAGUUACCAGUGAAAUUGGUCCCCUAUAAUAAAUAAAUAAU